UUACUCAGCCAGGUGACAGCUGAGCCAGCAGAGGAGCAGCGCGGAGCUCUACGCAGCCCAGCACACGAAAUAAGCGGAUCCGUCUGCGCCAAAUCAGAGUCGACCACAAGCCGCCACUUAAUAAUCACGCUCACUGUUUGUUUAUUUACAUGUGCGCGCUCUGAACGCUCCGUCUUCCGCUCGUCGUUGCACAGCUAGCAGCGCCAGGACGUAACGACACAGCGGCUAGCUUGACUCGGUAACUCCCGGAGAAGACUCGGCGGUGUUUGUGUCCAGGUGACGUUAACAAGACGGACGACAUGUCAGAGCCGGUCGGGGAUGCGAAGCUGGAGGUGAAGCAGGCGAGCAAAGAGGUGAAGGAGAGCGAAAACGUGGCGGAGAAAUACUCAGCCAUGACCGUCAGCAAGAACAGCGAGAUGAACAUGGGAGAGCUGUCGACCGUGUUCAGCGCGGUGCCCACUCACAAACCUGUCAAAAAGCAAAUCCAGUUUGUGGAGGACAAGCAGGAGUUCAGCAGGUUUCCCACCAAGACAGGACGCCGCUCGCUGUCCCGCUCCAUCUCCCAGUCGUCCACAGACAGCUACAGCUCUGCUGCGUCCUACACGGACAGCUCUGACGAUGAGACGUCACCGCGGGACAAGACGCAGGUCAACACCAAGGGCAGCAGUGACUUCUGUGUCAAGAACAUCAAGCAGGCUGAAUUUGGCAGACGUGAGAUUGAGAUCGCAGAACAAGAUAUGUCAGCACUGAUCUCACUGAGGAAGAGAGCGCAGAGUGAGAAACCAUUGGCGGGUGCCAAGAUUGUGGGCUGCACUCACAUCACUGCCCAGACUGCAGUGCUGAUUGAGACUCUGGUGGCUCUCGGCGCUCAGUGCCGAUGGACUGCAUGCAACAUAUACUCGACACAGAAUGAAGUAGCUGCUGCCCUGUCAGAGAUGGGUGUGGCUGUGUUUGCCUGGAAGGGGGAAUCUGAGGAUGACUUCUGGUGGUGUAUUGACCGCUGUGUCAACACUGAGGGUUGGCAGCCGAACAUGAUCCUUGAUGAUGGAGGUGACUUGACACACUGGAUGUACAAGAAAUACCCCAAUGUGUUCAAGAAGAUCAGGGGCAUUGUGGAGGAGAGCGUCACUGGGGUUCACAGGCUGUACCAGCUAUCUAAAGCUGGGAAACUGUGUGUGCCAGCCAUGAAUGUCAAUGACUCUGUGACUAAGCAGAAGUUUGACAACCUGUACUGCUGCAGAGAGUCAAUCUUGGACGGCUUGAAGAGAACCACAGAUGUCAUGUUCGGAGGCAAACAGGUGGUCGUCUGUGGGUACGGUGAGGUUGGAAAAGGUUGUUGCGCUGCUCUGAAAGCGUUGGGAGCCAUUGUUUAUGUUACGGAGAUCGACCCCAUCUGUGCCCUGCAGGCCUGCAUGGACGGAUUCAGGGUGGUCAAGCUGAACGAGGUCAUUCGCCAGGUUGAUGUUAUCAUCACAUGCACUGGAAACAAGAAUGUGGUGACCAGGGACCAGCUGGACCGGAUGAAAAACGGCUCUAUUGUCUGUAACAUGGGCCACUCCAACACCGAGAUCGAUGUGGCCAGUCUGCGGACCCCUGAGCUCACCUGGGAGAGAGUUCGCUCUCAGGUGGAUCAUGUCAUCUGGCCAGACGGCAAGAGAGUGAUCCUUCUGGCUGAGGGACGUCUCCUGAACCUCAGCUGCUCCACCGUCCCUACUUUUGUCCUGUCCAUCACAGCCACCACUCAGGCCCUGGCUCUGAUAGAGCUGUACAACGCUCCAGAGGGACGUUACAAGCAGGACGUUUACUUGCUUCCCAAAAAAAUGGAUGAAUAUGUUGCUAGUCUGCAUCUGGCCACUUUUGAUGCCCACCUGACAGAGCUUUCUGAUGAGCAGGCAAAGUACCUGGGUCUGAAUAAGAACGGCCCUUUUAAACCCAACUACUACAGGUAUUAAUCUGCAAAGCACCUCAGACCACCUGUAUGUGAGCAGUUCCUGAUAUUAAAUGUCCUCCAGGCAAAAGACAGAUUUAUGUAUAUUGUAUUUUAUACUCUUCACAGGAUGCACAGCUUAUAUUUAGAUGUAUUUUAGUGGCCACGGCAGGUUUCGCUUUACUUGCUGCUUCCUACAGGUGAUGCACACGAUGGCACUCAGCUGGCUUUAAGAAGUUCGUGUAACUACAGCACUCAGCUGUCUCCUAAGAUUUUUAUUGCAUGUGUGUCUUCUGUACCUGCUGGUUCCUUUCUGAUAGCCAUUUACAAAUAGAUCAAUAUAUCGUGCCAAAAUAACUGUGAGAGGGGAGGGGAGGGUUUUUCUGAAAUGUUAGUGGUUGAUUGUGAAAGGAUUUAAACCUACAUUAAGCGCUAUUUUUUUUGUAUAAACACUGUAUUAAAUUCCUCCAUGUAAUGCAAAAUGAUCAUGUGAACGGCCAAACUCACAAAACUCCACAACUCAUUGAGCUUUUUAGACGCUUACGAGCAUAAAUUGUCUCCUUUAAUGGGCAGCUGGUUGUUUACAGAUGAGCCAUAACAACUCGAUAAGCUGACUGUAACUCAAAGCUUUGUCCUUGUAAGAGUUUAUUUUGGAGUAUUUCUACCGUCCAGUCUUCAAAAAUCGCUCAAUGAUCCUUAUUUUUUCUGCUUUGAUAUUGAAGCACUUGUUCACUUAAUACAUUCCAUCCACGAGCUACAGAGGAAAUGUCCAGACCUCGUUAGUAUCAUCACUUUUAUUGCUAACCUUCAGCAGAUCUGGGUAAAAAACAAAAAAAGGAACUUCAGUACUUGCUGAUCAUAGCAAACCUAAGAAGUGACAUUUAUUUUCUUGGAACCAACGUGUCCGUUUAUGAGGUUUUGGGGGCUGGUAGGAAUCACAUCUGCACCUCAGGGCAUUCAAAUUUCUCAAACUAUUUGUAAAUGUAUUUUUUUACCAGAUCUGCACUGUUUGAUUAUCCAUGUCUAAUCUCACCGUCACUCUUAUGAAAUGACUAUUUACAGUAGAGCUGUAAAUACUUUAGAGGUUUUGAUACUGUGUGUGAUCUGUGUCACCUGCUAGCUUUAGCUGUCAGGAGUGAAUGGACAUGUGCAGUCGUGUAUAUUUUGUGUAAAGCUGAGCGUUGCUGCAGACGGUGUGUUUCCACUGGACAGCAGCCUCCGAUGAGCCUCUCUCAGAAUGUGAUUUCUUGUUUAGAUUUGUCACAGGGCUCCGAUCUUGUGCUAACUAGAUGAUGUCUGUUUUUUAAUUAAAGAAUUUUAACAACAGAAAGUCAACUCCUUAAAUACUCUGGGACUAGACAUGGAUAAGCUUUGUUUUCAGCACAUGUGACUAAGCAGCUGUUAGCGUUACCUUCUAAGUUAUCUUGUGAUAUUAUAGCUAUAUUAACAACACAAUGUUUUUUUGUUUCUUAAAGACUUUCGUUGUUCAAAAGGCUUCAGCACUGUUUUGUGAGCCUUGUGAAAUGCACACUUACUUCUCUAUAUUCACGUCAUAUUUUUUAACAGACAGCAGGCAUAUUGGAUGAUGUAGUGAGUGAUUCAUUUUUUUAAAAUUCAAACUACACAGUGUACAGUGUCUUGCUGAAUUUAAAGCUCUUCAACACAUUUCAUCGUGCUGUAUUCGAUGCUGGUGGUCAGACGGCUGACAGUGUUGCCAUCUCUACCGAUCACCUGUUUAAGGUGUAUCCACCAAGUAUCCCGUUGCUUUCAAAAAAACAUCAUUUGCAUUCACCAGUAAUUUCUGUUCCACAUUUGUGCAGUGAUUUUGAAUGAGCAAGUGUUUGUUGAAUAGUAGCCCACAGUGUGCUACUGUGAAGUGCUUUCAUCUUUGCACUAACAGCUCUAAGGGCAUUAGAACCAGGGACGUUCAGUGAGGAUAUCAUUGUCAGCGAGAUGAGCGCUGUAGCCAUGGUUACUGGUCAGUUGACAGUGCCUUGAAACUCACUUAGUAAUUUAUAUUCACAUGUACAACUGUGUUUCUCUCCAAGUAUGUUAAUGCCCAACGCGGCUGUUAUUCUGCAAUAUCCAGCGAUAGCUAUGCAGCACUUCAUCUGCAUCCUUUCAAAAGUGUUUUAAUUCUGCAGGCGACGGAGGGUUGAUAAAUCAGUGUUUCACAUUACUCCUGUAGUAUGCUAUUAAUUACUGUGAACUGUUCUAGACAUUAGUAAGCAACACUUUAGAUUCUAUUAUGUACUUUUUUUACAUUGAUUUUAAUAAACACUUGUCAUCACAGUUUUAGUUCUUGUAACAACCACACACUUCAAUAUCUUAAUAGCACUUGAAAACUGCUCUCUGUAGUGAAUUCCUUUGCUUUAGCUGAUAGUAAUGGUCAUUUUAACCUAGUUUUAUCUCUAGUAUAGAGACAAAUGAAUGUGUUAUUACUGGAGCAAACGGCUUAACUCUUAUCAAACUGACGUAAACAAGCGAACCACUGUGAUUUGACAACUGUAUAUUGUUGCAUUUGGAUACAAGGCUCUGUAAAUGAUGUAUCGGCUGUAACGUAGACCUAUAUUUUCACCACUAUAGCUGUAGUUUAGUUUGAAGAACAUGAUUUCAGCAGAAUACACACUGUUAAACUUACGUGCACUGUUUCCUUUAAUAAACCGCUGUUCAAAUUUGAAAA
Messenger RNA from Stegastes partitus (bicolor damselfish), 4610 nucleotides. RefSeq names its product putative adenosylhomocysteinase 3. The coding region runs from base 300 to 1952 and encodes 550 amino acids. Gene Ontology annotation, biological process: L-methionine cycle. The transcript has 17 exons. Lineage: Eukaryota; Metazoa; Chordata; Actinopteri; Pomacentridae. Gene Ontology annotation, cellular component: cytosol. The record is from RefSeq and is a predicted model, not a curated record.